AAACUUUUUUGUUUUUUCUAUUCAGUCUUUUGUGUUUCCCCAGGUGCUCAAUUGUACCCUUAACCAAUUUUUUUAAGCAAGAAAAAGUUCAUUGUUCUAACCCUAGCUUUGACUUGUAUUUGGAAUUUGGGCUUUCUAUAAAUCUCCCCUGUUUCCUUCCAUGUGCAUCUCUCUCCUUUAUUGCAGAGUAUAACAGACAUAACAAAAAGAAAGAGGUCAAAAAAAAUGGUGUCUUUAAGUUUUAGUUCCUUUAUGCUUGUUAUGGUACUCUUCAUUUUUCUUUCCAUAAAGGACACAAUUGCUCAAAGUGAUGACCAUGUUAAACAAAUGGUCCAUGAGGCUGAAAAUGAUAACGCCAGGGCACUACGGAGUCAUCCGAGUGUAGAGAAGGAAGUUUUGGAUGGUGUAGCAGCAGCUGCGGAAUUCACUAAUGGGAAAAUGGGAGGAAGAAAAAUGAUGAUAGAGAGAAAGGAAAACAUGAAGAAAGUGGAGGAAACUGAUUCAUCAGGAAGCAUCAAUAGUUCAGCAAGUCCACUUGGUGAGUCACGAAAGAACAUUCACAAUGAUCAGGAUGAGAGCACUAGGAUUAACCAAAAAUCAACAAAUGGAUGUUGCUCGAAGAACUCAUCAUCCAAUAAGUUAGUUUCAACAGAUGAUCAAUUUGAUGAUAAUGAAUCAUUUCAUAAGCUUGAAUCAGAGAAACUUCUGGACGAUGCGACUGAGUUAUUCACCAUGAUGAACAAGGACUAUAUCGGAGGUCCAGGAUCAGGAAGCAAACCCCGUCACAAACCCCCAAUCAACAAUUUCCAACCUCUCCACACAACAAAUCCUUAAAAUUAUGUAAAAUUUUUGGUUUUGGUUCAACAAUCUUGGCCCAACUCAUAGCAGGGAAACUAAACACUAACCCAAUUUUGCUUAGUGGCAUGUGCCUUCAAGUACUAA
Messenger RNA from Solanum dulcamara, 942 nucleotides. RefSeq lists its product as uncharacterized. Gene Ontology annotation, biological process: regulation of root meristem growth. The transcript is spliced from 5 exons. The record is from RefSeq and is a predicted model, not a curated record. Gene Ontology annotation, molecular function: growth factor activity. The coding region runs from base 226 to 834 and encodes 202 amino acids. Lineage: Eukaryota; Viridiplantae; Streptophyta; Magnoliopsida; Solanales; Solanaceae.